Messenger RNA from Heterotrigona itama, 2026 nucleotides. NCBI's taxonomy places the organism in Eukaryota, Metazoa, Arthropoda, Insecta, Hymenoptera, Apidae. The record is from the annotation of a GenBank genome assembly.
UUGCGCGUUAGUUCAAUUUUAACUUUUCGCUAACCUAUAAAAUUUUGAUAAUUUAUCUUCUAAAUUCAGAAAUAUAUUAUAUAUAAUUUAUGCAUGAACAUACAUUAUAUUUCUCUUUCAAAUAGAAUUUUAAAAACUGUCAUUUUAAGAUAUAUAACUAUUAAUAUAUGUUGUAUUGUAACCCUACUCUAUUUCAUCAGAAUCAAGAUUACUGUAUUAUCAAAUGUCUACAGAUAAUGUAAAUAAAUGAUAAGCAUGCAUUUUUUAAACAACUCUCUUAUUAAAUAUUAUAGGAAACAAUUCGUAAGGCAUUUUAGCAUUAUGGCAAAUCCAUUAGUUGCAGUAUGUCAAAUGACAUCAACAAAUGAUAAAGAGAAGAAUUUACAAACUGUACGUGAACUUGUUGAGAAGGCAAAGUCUAAGACAGCUUGUAUUGCAUUUUUUCCUGAAGCAUGUGAUUAUUUAGCAGAUAAUAAAAAAGAUACAAUAGCCAUGGCUCAACCUUUGAAUGGUUCAACAGUAUCAAGCUACAAAGAAAUUGCUAAAGCAAAUAAGAUUUGGUUAUCAUUAGGUGGAUUACACGAAGCAUUGGAUAAUAAUGAAAACCGUAUAAGUAACACACAUAUUGUAAUAAACAGUGAAGGGAAAAUAGCCAGUAGAUAUCGUAAAAUGCAUUUAUUCGAUAUGGAUAAUAAAACUACUGGUGUGAGAUUGAUGGAAUCAGAUUAUGUUUUAUCAGGGCAAAAAAUUGAACCACCUAUAUUAACACCAAUUGGCAAAUUAGGACUCAGUAUUUGCUACGAUAUGCGUUUUCCUGAGUUAUCUCUUUCACUAAGAAAUAUGGGAGCAGAAAUUCUCACAUAUCCAUCAGCAUUUACAUACCAAACAGGUGCUGCACAUUGGGAAGUAUUAUUGCGAGCAAGAGCUAUAGAAACACAAUGUUAUGUAAUAGCCGCAGCUCAAACUGGUACACACAACAAAAAGAGAGUAAGCUGGGGUCAUGCAAUGGUUGUUGAUCCAUGGGGAACCAUAAUAGCACAGUGUAGUGAAAAAACUGACAUGGUUUUAGCAGAAAUUGAUUUAGAUUUAUUAAAACAAGUACGGCAAAAUAUGCCGUGUGAAAAUCAUCGUCGAACAGAUUUAUAUCCUAAAAUAAAACCCUUGUAAUUGAAAUAAUGAUGUAUAUAUGCAAUUGUAUAUGUGAUUGUAUUAAAUCUUAAUUAACUAAAUUUAUUUUUAUUUUUUGAUAUAAUCAAAUGAUUAGUAUAGUUAUUAAGCCAAAUAACAGUUAUUAAGCCAAAUAACAGUUAUUAAGCCAUGUAACAAAUGUAACAUAAAGAUAUUUAUAUUUAUGUAUAUACAUAUAAAAGAAACAUUUAUUGUGGUAAAUUUUAUUGUACAUACCAUUCAAUAAUUUAUAAAUGUAUUUUUAAAAAUAUAAAAUAGGUGAGAAUAUAUUGCUAUAAUUGUAAGUGUGAACUUUUUUUUGUAUUUUUAAGUGUGUUUGUAUUUUUAAAAAUAUAAAAUAGGUGAGAAUAUAUUGCUAUAAUUAUAAGUGUGAACUUUUCGUAGACAUGAAAUUAAAAAUAUGACAAACUAUCAAAAAACUAUAAUAUAGAUAUUCUAUUGUAAAAUGUAAAAUAUUCCGAAGUAUAUCAAAUAAUAUAAUAAAUAAUAUAUUAUUUAGUGUGAUAAUUCAAGCUAUUAAUUUAUUUAAUUACUUCUUGGAACUUCAAACAUCUUUCCAAAAUGGCACAUACUAUAUCUAUAGAUGUAGAUGUAAUGUUUAUUAUUUGCUACCUAUAAGAUACAAAAUAUUAUUAAAAUUACAAGCUAUAUAAAAUUUAUCAUUGUUCAUAUUCACGAAUAUUGAUUUUCACUUAUUUCUGAUCUUUGAGAGCCUAUAAGAUCUGCUUCAACUCCCUGCAGUGCCCAAUUAUGUUCAUAUAUUUCUAAUGCUUCCCAUUCAGAUUUGAAAGCAGCUUUUGGAUCUGGUGGCAUAGACAUUGCAGCACCAGACACUUGA